UUCUUAAACCUUCAACAACUAGACUGUUGUAUUGAGACGAACAAUUGACUAAACUAAAACAUCUCAAAAAACAACUUCUUGAAACCUACCACGAACUCUCGUGUCGCCAAAAUGUCCCAAGGAGUAAGCCAACGCCUAAUCCAUUGUAUUUUCCUUCCGCUUCUAAGCAGCACGCUAAUAACGCCUAUUUGUGUGUCAAAAACAAAAACGGGUCAAAUCAAUCCCAUGCCAUACCCGCCACAGACACAGCUUACCGUUUGGUGGCAUAUGCGCUCACACAUCACUGGGACACAUGCUGGAGGGCCUACUGCCUAUCGAUCCAACAAUGAGCUACCCAGCGGAGGGUGGCUUUCGGUUCGAGAGUUUCGAAAGCCGCUCGCUUAUGAGGCACUUUCAUUUCAGCGUGCCACCGGUAUGGACGCGUACGAAGCUACCGGUUCCAGUGAAGAUCCCGAGGUACGGCAGGCUUUUUCCGAUAGCAUUCUACACAUUCUAAGACCACUCUCGGUACUGGAGCUGCCCGGGAUGGGUUCGCGGUGUGAAAACGAUUCCGACUCUACUCGAAGCGCAUUAUCGGAGCCUUUUUCCGACCUGGACGAAUCCUACAUCUUGUUGGAUCAACGGAAAAAGAAACCAGGAAAGGAUGAAGGUGAUGACAUGAUGCUGUUGAAUCAAUUCACCUCCGAGUUUCGGGAAGUUUACGAUCAGCUUAUCGGUGAGCUGGAUGGGAAGGAAGAACCAAUCCUACCAACGGAAGGCGUCCAAGAGCAACAAGAUUUUACCCACGAAUUAUCGCUUGAAGAUACGAGCGGAUUUAGUCCACCCUUUCAAAGUUUCAUCGAUGAGAUGUUGCUCAAAUGUGACCUCAAGUAUCAUCUAGACGAGAAGAAAAAGCAGCACGAUCUGCACCGUCGUAAGCACCGUCGGGUGCGCAAGGUACAUCCUACAGCACCGAAGGACGCACUGGAACCUGCCGAACGGGACUCGCUGUCCGGUGUGUGGCGUAUGCUCGAUGCUAUGUCCGAACCGAACGGUUUCCCCAUCACCGAAGGACAGUACGAUCUGUACGAGGAUGAACGGUUUGAGUGGUUACUGCGGGAAAAGAUUCCCUGGCAGCGGAUGGAAGUGUCCCGGAAAAAGUGUGAACAGUGGCUUAAGAUUGGGCCCAAUGCCGGUAAGCUGUCGGAUGAGAAACGAUCACGCCAGUCCCAUCGAGCAUCGAGUCAACGACGUUGGUGAAAACCGAAGCACAGGGGAAGGAACCAGCAUUUACCACCCAGUAUUAAGUAUCCUGUGUGCCAUAAGCGUAGUUUGAAAAAAAACACAAACGACUCAAUACUUUAUUGAGUUCCGGAUUCUCUAUUCUAUUGAACACUGCAACGUUGCUUCCUAUUCAAGAUCGAAAUCGCAUUCAAUCUGCUUAUGUGUUCCAGGAUGCAGCACAAUGAGGAAAAUGUGCACACAAUGCGUGCACACUUGCCAUAAGUCAAUCCGGAUGCUGCUGAUGCGCUCGGUAAAGGAUAAAUAAUAAAAGGAAAUGUUACGAUAUUCAA
Messenger RNA from Anopheles funestus (African malaria mosquito), 1553 nucleotides. RefSeq lists its product as uncharacterized. Lineage: Eukaryota; Metazoa; Arthropoda; Insecta; Diptera; Culicidae. The transcript is spliced from 2 exons. The record is from RefSeq and is a predicted model, not a curated record. Bases 112 to 1239 code for a protein of 375 amino acids.